UGUUAGAACAGAAUCCACAAGUCCGUGGUCUACCGCAGCGACGCUCACUACUACUCCAGCCACCGACUGAGAGAGAAAGAGAGAGAGGGAGACAGAAAGAGAGGAAGAGAACAUGAGGCUGCUUGGUGUACUGGUGGCCGCUCUACUCCUCGCCACCGCCGCCUCGGUACCGGUGUACAACAAGAGGUCCCCGCGGUACUGUGGCAGAGACUUUUUAAGAUUCGUGGCCCGAACCUGCGCGCGGUCGAAGCGGUCCUCCUGGGCGGCAGACGAAGGACAGGGCUGGGGAGGAGACCCUCGCCUGCCACUGCUGACGGGUCUGACCAAACACCAUGACCAGACUGGAUACCAUGUGGACAGAUUGGCGUUCCCAGCAGGCAGAAGACCGGAAGUCGCCCACCACGUGACCAGGAAACGGUCCGGACUGGCCUACUACUGCUGCGAGAGGGGGUGUUCUCACGACGACGUCGCCUCCAUCUGCUAAUAACAACCCUGCAAUAAUAGAACUAACAUACAGGACUCGUGGGGCGGAAGAAGAACUCAAUCGACAAGCAAAAAAACGGACAAUGGAGAAAAGAAAUAAGUGGGAUAUGAACGGAGAAACCGACCUCAUGCAUGAUCGAUACUUUAACGGACAAGAUUGAUUAAUUGAUUGAUUGAUUGAUUGAUCAGCUGUUUUUGCAAUAGGUUGCCAUAGAAACUGUGACCAGAAUUGAUUUAUUGAUAGUAUAAGAUGAUAGUUUGGAAAAAGCACAGGAAAACAGAGGUAUCGUAAUAAAAAUGUUUAUUUUA
Branchiostoma belcheri (Belcher's lancelet) is the source of this 792-nucleotide messenger RNA. RefSeq names its product insulin-like 3. Bases 113 to 484 code for a protein of 123 amino acids. Gene Ontology annotation, molecular function: G protein-coupled receptor binding; hormone activity. Gene Ontology annotation, biological process: adenylate cyclase-inhibiting G protein-coupled receptor signaling pathway. Lineage: Eukaryota; Metazoa; Chordata; Leptocardii; Amphioxiformes; Branchiostomatidae. The transcript is spliced from 2 exons. Gene Ontology annotation, cellular component: extracellular region. The record is from RefSeq and is a predicted model, not a curated record.